UCGCGAGUCGUGUCUCAGCGUUGGUACGAUCGCCGAUUUUUUUUUUGUUUUGUUUUAUUUUUUCAUGCAGUUCGACUGUUGCAAUUGUACCUUUUUCGCUCGUGCUCGAUGAUAUACGGCCAAGUUAUAGUCCAUCGCCGGUGUCGUCGAGUUUAAUAUUAUCCGAAUCGUCUCUUCGUAUCUUUACCCACUAUGCGAUAUCAGACAACAAAAAAAAGUCGAAUAAAACGAAAACACGAUUACCAUUUAAUUGAGUACCUGUUGGUUAACCAUCGCAAGCCACCGCGCAGCGGUGAAAUGCAUUAGCGCUUUUUCCUCGAUGCUCCCAGCAAACUACUCCCGGCACAUCGGCAGCGCUGACCGGGACAACGAUUCCGCACGGUGUGUACAACGCGCGUGCACGUACAUGUGUAUACGUGGUGAAUAGGAUGGUGGCCUACAAUGCGGCUAGUUGUACUUGAGCCGCUCCGGAGUUGCAACACUCCUGCGUUUGAGAGGCGGGGAGCGAGUACGAGAGUUUAUCCGUAAGGUGCGUCGCAAGAUGGGACAGGCCUGGUGCAAAGAAAAGUCAGCCAAGGCCCAGGACUCCAAGUCGCCGCUAGAUCGGGUUUUCGUUAGAUGCGCCCACAGGAUCUAUCCAAGCCUGAAGGAGGAGGGCUCCGUACUCGGCGCCACCCAAAGGGUCACGAGCAGCUCGGAAAUCGCGUACGCGGGAGGAGGAGCGGUUUCGGCGCCUCGAGCCGGUCGCCCGCUUCAGCGCGGCCACAGCAUCGACUCCGUGGACCGGCCGUUCCACCCGAGCGAGUGGGUCGACGUUAAUCUCGAGGUGCCCUGCACCCCCAGGCCAUGCGUCGCGCUCGACGGCUCGGGCCACUACCGGCAGCUACACCAAACCGACUCUGGGAUACCCGGCUCUAACGGUAAAAUCGGUGCGUCGAGGAAUAUGGAGGCCGUCGGUGAUGCACUACCGGUCCCGCCACCGCGCAGGCGCAGACGGCACGAGAUGCGCUCGCCGCCCGGCGAAGCAAACGACGAGUCGGAGCCCGAACUGUUGACGGGACCUGCCGAUCAACCCACCAACAGCACCAACGAGGCCAACUCGGACGACGAGUUUGUCGAGAUCGAAAAGAGCUUGCUGAAGGAGGAGGCGGUGCCGGCAGCCCAACAACCAAAGAGCCAGAGCGCCGCUAGCCUGCCAAACGUCGUGGACUUUGAGCUUUUGCCCGAGGAUCCACCCGCCGAGAUGGGGGAAGGAGGCGCCAAGAGACCGCCGAGGCAAAAGACGAGCUCCCUGCCCCGAGACUCCGUUUCGCUCGAGGUAUCGGACGGGGAGAGUGGUCCCGAGGGUGGAUUAUUCCCGAGCACCACCGGCGUCGAGGAUAACUCGAUUUUCAAGACCGACACCUCCUCGUCUCUGGUACAGCUUCAUCCGGUCGAGGACACCGGGUUUCACGCCAAAACUUCAACACCCGUCAAACCCGUGUCCACCACCGCCUCGGCCGAUGUGACCGACGAGGACGAAGCCUCCACCACCCAGAGUCUCGACGCCGCCUUCGAGAGCUUCGCCAACAACCACCCAUCGGCGUUGGAAAACUCGCGUGACUUGUCCCCAAAAGCCCCGAGCAGGAGCUUCGUCGUCGUGGGCCAAGACGUCGACCGGCCGGCGAGUCCCAGGAGCGAGGACGACGGAGGCUACGCGUCGCGAAGCGACACUCGCGCUACCCUCACCGAGGCCAGCUCGUCCGAUUUCCACGAGGCGUCCUCCGGCAUCAUCCCCAAUGAUGCAGGCAACGAUGGGGACAUUUCGGGUUUGGUGGUGAUCCAGCGCACGAUAUCCGAGGAGUCGCUGCCGCGCGAGAUGCUGGUGGAAGAGUUGGACGAGGAGCCUCGCCGGCUGGACAGACAGACCAGCGAGCUCGAGGACUAUGCGACGCCCUCGCCGAGUCCGGAGGUCAAGAGACGGGAGAUUGGGGACGGCAUCGUCAACGGGUUCGUUGACCUGUCGGUGGAGGCGGGCUCUCCAGGUGUCCCGACAGAGGCCACCGAGGGAGGCAAGUCCGAGCCGCGAAUCGUCCCGGUGAAGCGGCCCCUGCCAUUUGGGGAGCAACCCCCGAGGGUCUUCGAGAGGACGAACCCCUUCUUGGACGACCACGAUGGUGGCGGGGAGGUGCCGAAGCACACGGAGCGGCUCGGCUCGGCGGAGGAGACGACGAUCGAGGAGCCCCUGAUCGUGCCGACGCCGCCGCGAAGGCGCCACCGGCACAAGUCGAGCCUCGAGUCGCCCAUGGAGCCCGAGGCGUUGCACACCUACGCCAGCCGGGACAGGCUGAUCUGAGCUUUGGCCCCUUACCUGCGGCAUCGGCUCGUUGCUGUCGUGUGUACAGGGAACUUUGCCGAAAACUUCUUAGCGGCCACGGUUGUCCCCAAGGACGAGAGAGGAGCAAGUUGGGACUCGACGAUCGGCGGUGUACAGAAGUAACAGUGAAACGGCGAUGGGACUGUUAUCAUAUUUUUCGCGCUUUUCGGUGUACAUGCACUGCUUCGAUGGAUGCACAAACAUCCCUUAGCUUGUACAAAGUUGCCGAUCGCACCGAUAAUAUUUGGACCGCAGCUUUUAUUGUAUCCGAUUUCGCAGUCAAGUUUUCACACGUGAAAUAUAUUAUAGACAAUAUUGCUACGAUUCACUUUGACAGACGGCAUUGUUAGACGUAGGAAUCUAAUUGAUGUUUGUAUUAAAAAAUGAGUAACAUGAGUUGCGAGAAAAACCAAUAAAACGGCGAAACGAUGUAAAUAGCCACGAAACACACCUAACGUUGAGUGUAAAAAGCGCAUGUUGUGUAAAAGCCGGUGUAAAGCUCCGAGCCACGGGUUAUAUUAAUAAUACACGUGUAGUACACAACGAAUAACCAGAGAGCUCUUUAGGCCGCGAUCGUGUGCGUGCGCGUAUGUAAGCUACUCAUCGUGAAUAAGCAAAACCCCGCGCUAUUAUACACACAAACGCAAAAGCAUUAGAGACGAUAAGAUGUACAAUGAAACGCCCAUAUGUACUUGUGUAGGGAAUAAAAUUUGAAAUUCAGCAUUA
Copidosoma floridanum is the source of this 3082-nucleotide messenger RNA. RefSeq lists its product as uncharacterized. The record is from RefSeq and is a predicted model, not a curated record. Lineage: Eukaryota; Metazoa; Arthropoda; Insecta; Hymenoptera; Encyrtidae.